AUGGCAGGUGUCCGCGACCCGGCCUUCUGGCGCCGAUUUUCGAUGGCGGUACACAUGGAUGAAGAGAAGGGGAACAUGUCUGACUCGAGGUCUACAUCUACUUCAUCGUCCAACGGCGGAUUAAAACAUACUGCCACAUGGCUCGAACGAAAUCGAAAGAAGCAAAGAAGAACGAGAAUCGUAGGCUGGUUAAUAGCUCUGAGUUUCCUUAUUGUUAUUGCCGCCGUCGUCCUGGUCGUGUUAUGGUUUUUGAAUGUCGGUCCGUUCAAAAACUAG
Messenger RNA from Exophiala oligosperma, 276 nucleotides. RefSeq lists its product as uncharacterized. The record is from RefSeq and is a predicted model, not a curated record. Bases 1 to 276 code for a protein of 91 amino acids. The transcript is spliced from 2 exons. NCBI's taxonomy places the organism in Eukaryota, Fungi, Ascomycota, Eurotiomycetes, Chaetothyriales, Herpotrichiellaceae.